Molecule: messenger RNA, 5626 nt
Organism: Cuscuta campestris
Lineage: Eukaryota; Viridiplantae; Streptophyta; Magnoliopsida; Solanales; Convolvulaceae
Source: the annotation of a GenBank genome assembly
AACCUUCGUCCUAGGUAAAUUCCCCAAAACUAAUUGAGCUAUUUUGUUUGCUACUCCGUAGUUUUUUUUCCUUCCAAUGAGUCCGGCGAAGGAUAGGAAUGGAAGAAGGUUUUGGAGGAUUUCUGGUUCAAGCUAAACUCCGAGAGCAUCGUUGCUUCCUCUGAGAUUUGUGUCCGCUAAAACCCUAACAAGAGUUUGACACAACCGUGCAAAUUCGACCGGAUUCUGCGAAUUCAAGGGAGAAGUAGAACGGGGAAUGGGUCGGCCGGAACCUUGUGUGCUCUUUGCCCAAACAUUUGUCCACCCUCAACUAGAUGAAUUCGUUGAUGAGGUAUUAUUUUCAGAACCAGUUGUCAUCUCUGCAUGUGAGUUUCUUGAACAGAGUGCUUCAUCCGGAUGUUCAGCAGUGCAACUUGUCGGGGCAACUUCGCCUCCUUCGUUUGCCAUGGAGGUUUUUGUUCAGUGUGAAGGGGAGACAAGGUUUAGACGAUUAUGUCAGCCAUUUUUAUAUUCUCAUUCUUCAUCAAAUGUUCUUGAUGUUGAGGCUGUAGUCACCAACCAUUUGGUAAUUAGGGGCAGCUAUCGCAGCCUAAGCUUGGUCAUAUAUGGUAAUACUGCAGAAGAUCUUGGCCAAUUCAAUAUAGAAGUUGACCUGGAUAACUCUUUAGUGAAUACUGUUAGUUCUGUGGAAGGAAACAUUGAAGACCUUCCUCCCGCGUUACGCCCUACUACUGAGACUUUACUGGAAAACUUAUCUCCUUUGAAAACUUUAUCUCUCAGAGCUCAUCAGGUUGAUACUCCAAUAGAGAUCAAGCGGUUCUUACAACUCACACUUAAAAUUUUGGGCUCUCAAAAUGUUGGGCUUGUAACAAACAGACUUCUUAGUUCCAUAUUAUCAGUUGCCUCAGUUUAUGCAAUGCCUUGUCUGCAUUCCAUAACUACCAUCCACAAGCAACUUGGACUAGAUAAGUUAAUUUUCGAUGACAAGGUUCAUAAUGUCAUCAGUGAAGCCAUAAAGGAGCUUUUUGAGAUGCAUAAGGACCUUAAUUAUGAAGAAGGGAAAGAAUUAGUUGAAUGUUCAAUUGAAGGCGUGUGUACAGCAUCAGAUAUAGAUAGUGAUGGUACCGAGCAGCUUGUCAAUGCAUUGAUUCGCUACAAAUAUGAUUACAGUAUCUGCAGUGACAGAAACCCUGGGCUUUCAAAGAAAGAGAAUGUCAUUCUUUGGUUAUCAGUGGCUCUUGUCUUGUGCUCUGCUAGAGAAAGCUGCUUUCACUUUGUUAACUAUGGUGGAAUGGAGCUACUUGGAUAUGCUUACUUGCAGAAUUCAACUGCCCUGAAGCUAAUGCUUCUUGGAGUUAUAGAGCAGGCUACUCGGCAUUCAGUUGGCUGUGAAGGUUUCCUCGGUUGGUGGCCUCGUAAGGAUGAGAGUGUCCCUUCCGGUAUCAGUAAUGGCUAUAAUCAGUUGUUGAAGCUGUUAAUAAAGUGUCAGCGGCAUGAUGUUGCUUCACUUUCAACUUAUGUACUUCAUCGUAUACGCUUCUAUGAAGUGGCCUGCAGAUACGAGCAUGCAGUUUUAUCCAUACUGGAGAGCCACCUUUCUAUUGGUAGUCAGGAUCAAAGUGACACAGUGGACAUGCUUGCCAAUGCUAAAUUCCAAAUAAAAACUCUUCUGAAAUUAAUAAAUUCUAGUGGCCCUAUUGAAGAUCCUUCCCCGGUUGCUUGUGCAAGUAGAUCUUUGCUUGGUGAUGGGCAAAUGUCUUAUGAAUCUACAAGUGGCUUGAUUCCACUGUCCAAGUGUUGCCAUCCUAACAAAGAUGUUGACAUACAUUUGCUUUCUCUUCUAAAGGAGAGAGGUUUCCUUCCCUUGUCUGCUGCUUUAUUAUCUUUUUCUGCUCUGCGAACUGUUAAAGGUGGCAUGCUGGACAAUCUUCUGGAUAUUGUGUCUUAUCUAGAGGCCAUAGUUCUUUCACUUCUCUCUUGUCGUUCAGGACUAGUUUUUCUUGCUUGCAAUCUGGAACAGUCUACCACUUUAGUUCAUGCCUUAAGGGGAAGUGAUAAAUGGGAGAAGGAAGAUUCAAUUUCUCUUCGCUAUGCCUCUGCCUUGAUUUCUAAGGGGUUCUUUCUGUACCCGCAUGAAAUUGCAUUAAUUAUGGAGAUGCAUUUGAAAGCGAUUAAUGCUGUAGAUCUUUUAGUUACAUCUAAUCAGAACUCUGAGGAUUUCUUAUGGAUUCUGUGGAAGCUUUGUGGUCUUUCCCGGUCUGAUGGAGGACGUGAAGCUUUGCUGAAUUUGGUGCAUUUUCCUGAGGCUGUUUCAGCAUUAAUGGCAACAUUACACUCUGCGAAGGAAUUGGAUCCGAGCUCUUUAAGUACUGUUGCUUCACCGUUAAACCAUGCAGUCUUUCACUCUGCUGCCGAAAUUUUUGAAAUCAUUGUUUCCGAUUCGACUCCAUCUUCUCUGUCAUCUUGGAUUGAACAUGUUAAGGACCUGCACAAACUUUUACUUUCUUCUUCUCACGGUUCCAACAAAAAAGAUGCUCCAGCCAGACUUCUGGACUGGAUUGAUGCUGGCUUAGUUUAUCACAAGAAUGGGGCCAUUGGUCUUCUACGGUAUGCUGCUGUGUUGGCUUCUGGAGGAGAUGCCCAUAUGACGUCGACAAAUGUUUUAGCAUCUGAUGUGAUGGACAUUGAUAAUGUUAUUGGUGAUUCUUCUAGUACUUCUGAGGGUAACCUGAUUGAUAGUAUUCUUGGGAAACGCAUCACCGAAAAAGAUUUUCCCGGUGUUUUCCUUCGCGACUCUUCUGUUGUUCAGUUGACAACUGCUUUCCGAAUUUUGGCAUUCAUUUCUGACAAUUCGACUGUUGCUGCUGCACUUUAUGAUGAGGGUGCUGUGAUGGUUGUACAUGCUGUAUUAAUAAAUUGUAGGCUCUUGCUUGAAAGAUCAUCUAAUGUCUAUGAUUAUUUAGUUGAUGAGAGUACAGAAUGCGGUUCGACUUCGGACAUAUUGCUUGAGCGUAAUCGCGAACAGAGCUUAAUUGAUCUUCUCAUUCCCUCUUUGGUGCUGCUGAUUAAUCUAUUGCAGAAGUUACAGGAAGCAAAGGAGCAGCACAGAAAUACAAAACUCAUAAAUUCUCUCGUACAAUUGCACCGAGAAGUGAGCCCAAAGUUAGCUGCCUCUGCAUCAGAUCUAUCUUACUCAUGUCCCAAAAUAGCCCUUGGUCUUGGAGCUGUCUGUCAUCUUCUUGUGUCAGCAUUAGCCUGCUGGUCCAUUUAUGGGUGGACUCCUGGACUCUUCCAUUUUCUAUUUGACAAUCUUAAUUCAACUUCAGUUGUAGCACUUGGCCCAAAGGAAACUUCUAGCUUUCUGCUCCUUCUGCAUGAUCUGUUUCCAGAUGAACGUGCCUGGCUUUGGAAAGAUGGAAUGCCAAGAUUAGCGACUCUUAGAACAUUGGCAGUAAGAACGCUGUUAGGACCUCAGAAAGAAGAAGAAGUUAAUUGGUACUUACAGCCUGGACACAGUGAGAAACUGCUUGGCCAAAUGACACCACAACUUGGAAAAAUUUCUCAGAUUAUUCUGCAUUGCUGUGUCAGUACAUUGAUUGUAGUGCAAGACAUGUUGCGAGUCUUCAUCACUCGCAUCACAUACUUGAGCACUGAUACUGCUUCAGUGCUCAUACGACCCAUCGUAUUGAAGAUUCAUGAUCAUCUUUCUGACCCUUCUACAUUGUCAGAAGUGGAUGUCUACAAGGUUCACAACAUGCUACUUUUCAUUUCUCUUCUAUUAGAACAUCCACAUGCCAAGAACGUUAUAUCAAAGGCUGGUGUCGUUCAAAUGCUAAUUGAAGUGCUUCAGAAGUGUUUAGAUGCUGCCAAUUUGGACCCCAAAGUGUUCUUACAGAACAGAGCCGUUAGUGGCAAGAUAACUUCAACAGUUAGCUGGUGCACACCAGUUUUCAAGUCAAUCUCAAUAAUAUCUGAUAGUGAAACACAUGGACACAUCAGUUCGUUGCCUAAGAGACACAUCCCAGAAGCUUUCACAGCUGUGGAAUGUACCUUUGUCCUUAUACAACUGCUCACAUUUUUCAAGAUCCUGCCAGUGGAAAAAGAAUUGCUUGCCUGCCUCUCAGCUUUUAAGGAAAUAGGACGUUCGGCACAAGGAAAAAGUUCUCUGCAUUCUAUUUUUCUGCAAAUUCAGUCUGCUGAUGAGGAUUAUGAAUCUGAGAGUUGCUGUGCAAAUGUUAUUUACAACAUGAAAACAUAUGCCUGGAGGGAUUAUCCUCCUUUAGCUUAUUGCUGGCGGUUGCUGUUAAAUUCCAUUUCUUCACAGAAUAUUCCUCUGGCAUUAAGUGUUGAGGCUAUUGGAACAUUAUGUUUGGGUUCUCUGAACUUCUGCAUGGAUGCAGAAAGUGUGAGCUUGGAAAGGGUUGAUGAAAUCAGGUACCUUUUUGGUUUAAAGGUUGAGAGUUGUGGCCCACCUGAUAUGUUUGAAGAGUGCUUGAAAUCUUUAGAGAACUAUACAGGUUCAUUUGGAUCAAUCGCAAAUGAGUAUAUGAAUUCGGUGGGUUUUGACAAGGCUUAUCUAGACCAUGUCAAGGAAUCAGUAAAGUUACUAAUGCUUUUGUUGCAAGAGCCUUGUUCUAACAUAGUGAAGGAAGAUGAAAUUAUCAGUGUGUUUUCCACUCCCCCAAUUGGUCCUACUACAGUCUCCAAUAAGAUUCAAAAGCUUGUAGAUAAAAGUGCUGAAAGGAUAGAUGGUGAUAGAUUAUUAGAUGAACUUGGAGAUAAUUUCUUGUGGGAAUGUCCUGAAAAUUUACGCGAUAGGUUGACGCAAACCGGUCUUGCGAGUAGAAGGAGAAGCUCUUCUAUGGAUGGGGGAACAAAUAGGCGUGGCAGGGGAGAUGUUUCUUCCUCAGUUGCUGAGACUGCACCACCCCCACCCCCACGGGUGCCCAUGCCAUCUGUUGUCACUUCUGGUCCGACCAGACGCGACACUUUCCGGCAGCGAAAGCCUAACACCAGCCGACCUCCCUCCAUGCAUGUCGAUGACUAUGUUGCAAGAGAGAGAAACACCGAUGGGUCCACCAAUUCAAAUGUCAUUACGUUGCCACGAAUAGGAUCCUCUAGUGGACGUCCGCCUUCUAUUCAUGUGGACGAAUUCAUGGCCCGUGAAAGAGAGCGCCAUAGUGGUGUUGGGGUCUCGCCUCCUGUGGUGGUAGAAAAGUUGGGGCCACCAGUUGAGAAUAAACCAGAUCUGGAGAAACAGUCAGCUUCCAGCCAGAUGAAACCUGAUCUUGAUGAUGACCUUCAAGGAAUAGAUAUUGUUUUUGAUGCUGAGGUGUGUGAACCUGAUGAUGAUAAGUUGCCUUUUCCUCAACCGGAUGAUCCUCUUCAACAGAAUUCUCCUCCCCGUUCAAUUGUUGAAGAGACGGCAAGUGAAGAGACCAGACAGUCGUCGCGUGUGAUGUCUUACACAGAAGAAAACACACAGAGAUCGAUUGGGGCAAUUAUGAUGUCAUCAAAUUGAAUGGUUUGCUUGAAAUUAGGAGUAAAAAAAGUUGGAGCAAUUACACCACUGAAAUUUGAAUCCCUCAUUGCUUUCAGCUGGUUUUAUUUACUUGUAUGUACCAUG